CGGCGUGGCGUGGGCCCCUGGCCCGGCUGCCAGGAUGAACAUCCGCAAUGCCCGGCCCGACGACCUGAUGAACAUGCAGCAUUGCAACCUGCUCUGCCUGCCCGAGAACUACCAGAUGAAGUACUACUUCUACCACGGCCUGUCGUGGCCCCAGCUCUCCUACAUCGCCGAGGACGAGGACGGCAGGAUCGUGGGCUAUGUGCUGGCCAAGAUGGAGGAGGACCCUGAUGAUGUCCCCCACGGGCACAUCACCUCGCUGGCAGUGAAGCGCUCACACCGGCGCCUCGGCCUGGCCCAGAAGCUCAUGGACCAGGCCUCCAGGGCCAUGAUCGAGAACUUCAGCGCCAAGUACGUGUCCCUGCACGUCAGGAAGAGCAACAGGGCGGCCCUGCACCUCUAUUCCAACACCCUCAACUUCCAGGUUAGUGAGGUGGAGCCCAAGUACUAUGCCGAUGGGGAAGAUGCCUAUGCCAUGAAGCGGGAUCUCUCAGAGAUGGCUGAUGAGCUCAGGCUGAAGAAGGACAGAUAUGUGGUUCUGGGCUCCAGGGAGAACUGGGAAGCCCAGGACAGCACACUCCCUGGUGCUGAAGAGGCCUGUCAGCUGGAGAGCCCGGCUAGUGACAGCACUGGUGACUAGGACAGCUCAGAGGACUUGGAUUCCACCUCCUAGAGCCCUGCCUAAGCAUUGCUGGUCUGCAUGUCUCAGCCACACCUGUCCUGUGAACCCUGGACUAAGGUUUACUCAGCUAAUCUUCUCUGGGGAUACUUCACAGUAACUCAAAUGGCUUCUCAUGUUCAACUCUCCAUGACCUUCCACAUAAAGCUACUGUGAUCAUGAAGGAGUACCUCAGCACAAGAGCCUGCUGUUGCAGGUGCCAAGGACGCCCAAGGCCCGCCAUGAGAGAGCAUCCCUGGCCUCCUUCUCACCAUGCUGCCUUUGUACUAUUUUUAGUGCUCCUAUGUUGAGCUGUGGUUUUUCUGCACACUUGUUUCCUAGAAAUGCCAAACAGGAAACAGGGACAGCUCUUGAAGCUUCCAGUUUGCAGGCUUUGCCAUUAUUUUUCCGGGUUUCCAUCACUAAGGGGGUAGUUAGCACCUCAUUCCCUCUUCCUCUUCUAGUGGAAAUUGUCUGCUUACUCUUGCACUCUGGAACACCCUGUGUCUUGUCCUCUGCCUUCAAGAGAUGGUCUCCCCCUUUCCCAGUGGGAGAAAGUGACAAAGAAGGGCUCUGCCACACCACACAAGCACGGUAUAUGGAUUUUAAGAAAAGAACAAGCAGUAGUUUAAUUGGACAUGCAUCUGCUUGCUCACAACAGUUGCUUUCUGUCUUUGUGUUUGCUUUCUUUUGUAAUGAUGUCACUUGCCAUUAUUUGAGGACCGAAAGUGCAUGUACAAUGCUAUGGCAUUUACUAAUAUGUAAUUCCGUGGAAAGCCCUGUGAGGUGGGCAUUAUUAUCUCUGUUUUACAGAUAGAUGAACCAAAGCAGUGCAGCAAAUAACUAUUUGGGACUUCAGCCCAACCCAGUCCAUGCUGCUCCUGUUUGGACUCUGCAUUUAUUUGAGAAACAAUGUUAAAAUGUCACAAAAAUGAGACUGUGCUGUUUAAAAUUGUUCAGUGUUGACUUAAUAGAUGACAGCCACGUGCCAAUUAUAAAUAUUAUUGUAACCUUCAACUGUAGUCCCUGUUUAGUGGCUUAGUAAAUAUAAGUGAAGACAAAGGGCUUUGACUCUGCAGAAAAGUCACAGGUAGAUAAACCUAGAACUGAGUGAUGUUUUCGUGUUCUCUGAAAAUUGGUUACCAAAAUGUCCAUGUUUCUGUUUAGAUUUUGAUGAAUCUGGAGGACAUGGAUUUACAUAUAAGCCCUGACAUUAAGCUGCUGAUGACAAGCGAUAAGUGUCUUCUCUGAAAUCCACACUGGCCCUGAUCAGUACUUCUUACAGAUCUACCCCGGUGUGUGGAAAAUGCCUGUCUAAGGGUGAAGGGUUGCCAGAGGCAGAGCUGCAGUUCCGUUUUGUGUGUCCUCACAGCCCUCUGUCUUUCUGUCUUCCAUUUAAUCUUCUCCCUUACCUCUGAAAUGGUUUUAGUCUUUCCCCUCAAGCAUGUGAUUAUCUCUUUCUUUUUAAACAUUGCAGCUUCCUAACAUCUGUCUCUGGGGCAGCAUAAUCUUACUGAUGAAAUAGUACGUUUUCCUUGAGCCCUUGUCAGUGUGUCUUGGUGUUAGCAGCUCAGCAGAUGGAGAAGCAGAAGGAGCAGCCUCAGCUUACCUGAGUGAUUUCUCUCCAGCUCAGAGCCAGUCUCUAGUAACCUGAUGUUUUCAGAAGCAGUUGGGAAAUAAGAAGGCUUCCAGACAUUAGCAUUGCUGCUAACUACAACUAGUGGCACUUUUCCUUGUUAGCAGGGGACAACAGAAACCCAGUAAUGCAGCAACCUACCUAGUUUAGGUUAUGCUCUUAUUAUCUAAACACUGUAUUUUAAGAUUGUUUAGGGCACAUAUUAGCAAAUUCUGGACCAUUCCAUGAAAGCGCUGCUGACUGAACAGAGGCAGCAGUGGUUUCUCCCAGCUCUGGGAGUGGGUGCCUCUGGUGCUGCUUUGGUAACAGCAUCAUUCUUUUCGGACAGAACAAAUUAUGAUUUUUUUCUAAUAGACUACUUGCUUUUUACUUCAGCCUGAUCCCAGAGAGACCAAAGCAAGGAUAUAGAAUAAUUAGUUCGUGGCACGAGUACAGGUGUGCUGAAUGUAGAGAAUGACUCACACCCCUUCUUAAUGUGUGGAUUUACCAAAACUAUUGGCUGGACCCUGGUCAGAAAAUUCUCCAAAUCUAUUGCUCACCAGAACAGAAUGUUUUGUUUAUUUGUGGCACCAACUUGUAAAUGAAGCCCGUAAGUUACAUGUUUAAAAAUGUGGUUUUCCCUUUGAGGUAAGAGCAGUUAAGCAAGAGAUGAUGCUGUGAAAUAAAAUAAUGGAAUAUGGGGUGAGUGAGACACAUGGAGUAGUGCUAGAUAUUGAACCAAUGGAUCAAGAAAUAAAGGAAUUUUUCUCAUUCGUUCUAUGAAAAGCUGAUAUUGGCUAGUAUGGGUCAUAAAAGUCAACUUGUAACCAGUGUAAGACACCUGUAACUACUUGUUGGAUUAGUUUGAUUGGACUCUAAACAAGUCAGAAUUUCCUUCUUAAAUACUCACACAGGUAAUUGCUGUUUGUGAUACUGUGUCAAGAGGUCGAUGACCAAGUCAUUUCAGUAAUAAUUUCCAAGCACAUCA
This is a messenger RNA of Mesocricetus auratus (golden hamster), 3258 nucleotides long. RefSeq names its product N-alpha-acetyltransferase 11, NatA catalytic subunit (gene Naa11). The record is from RefSeq and is a predicted model, not a curated record. NCBI's taxonomy places the organism in Eukaryota, Metazoa, Chordata, Mammalia, Rodentia, Cricetidae. Gene Ontology annotation, biological process: N-terminal peptidyl-glutamic acid acetylation. The coding region runs from base 35 to 637 and encodes 200 amino acids. Gene Ontology annotation, molecular function: protein N-terminal-serine acetyltransferase activity; protein-N-terminal-glutamate acetyltransferase activity. Gene Ontology annotation, cellular component: NatA complex. The transcript is spliced from 2 exons.